Messenger RNA from Pararge aegeria (speckled wood butterfly), 1285 nucleotides. Its product is annotated as transmembrane protein 64. Bases 154 to 969 code for a protein of 271 amino acids. Lineage: Eukaryota; Metazoa; Arthropoda; Insecta; Lepidoptera; Nymphalidae. The record is from RefSeq and is a predicted model, not a curated record. The transcript has 3 exons.
UUCACGUCACAUACGGUCAAUGUUGAAUUUUUAUCCCGUGCCGAAAUAAACAGUAUCUGAAAGUAGGCCAUGGCGAAAAAUAGUCUAUUUUACACGCUAUUAUUUGGUGCACCCGCUAAUAGGUCGUGUUUGUUUAACCAAUAAGCUGGAACAAUGGAAAUCGUGGACGUAGAAGACGGGCAACCCGACGUUGCCGCGACUAGAAAGAAAAGUUUGUGGUCUAAAAUAAACAACAGGACGGCUUACAGUUAUUUAGUUAAUAUUGCUAUAUCAACGUUACUCCUCACUUGUUUAGUUCUAGUUCUUUAUUUCUUCAAGGAGUACUUAAAAACUAUUUUAUACUGGGUAGAUGCCCAGGAUCCCAAGAUUAUAUUUUUACUGUUUAUGGGACUGUUUUUGAUAGUGAGUUUCCCGGUGACAAUUGGUUAUUUAGUGUUGAUAAUUACAAGUGGAUAUUUGUUCGGGAUCCUGAAGGGUUUGGGGACCGUGGUAGUGAGUGCGAACUUUGGAGUGGCGGUGGCUCAUUUCACUUUAAAAAUGCUGAGAGCGUAUCUGCCUCUUGACCGCCUUCUCAAGAACGAGACGGCGAGAGCGCUCUUGAAAGUGAUAUCGGGGCCUCAAGCGUUCAAGAUAGUAUUCUUUGCAAGGCUCACUCCAAUACCUUUUGGACUUCAAAAUACAAUAUUUGCCGUAAGUGACGUCAGAGGCUGCGGCUACCACCUAGCCACAUUGCUGGGUCUGCUGCCAGCGCAGGUCAUCAACGUGUACCUGGGCUCGACUCUGAGGUCUAUGCACGACGUCCUCCACGAGUCGCACGUCACAGGAUACAUCGUAUUUGCGUUUCAGAUACUGAUCGGCAUUACGCUCAUGGUGUGGGUGGUGCAAAAGGCGCGCAAGGAGCUGACGAUAGCCAUCAUGGCCGCAGAGUUAGGCCGCGACACUUUAUCUACAAGCAGCUCGUCUAGCUAGCAAACCGCCCCCUCGUCUGAUGCAGACGUCGCCGUCACCAGCUAGGGGCUGACCACCGGGUGCUGCGCCCGGCAAUGUGAGACUUUUGUAUAGCGGCUACAGCCCUAAUUACACUGUUUUUAAAGUUCGAAGCUAUGUGAUAUAGAUCCCACUUCUGAUAUGGAUAGUGCCAGUGUCAGAUAGGGGUGACAAAACAUGAGACUUUGUAGAGCGUCUAUAGGGAUAGCUAGACUUCAGUUCUAGUUCUAGUUUAACUAGUUGGAACUGAGGAGCCAUACCGAUCCUAUUUCUGAUUGAGACUGUGCAAUUGAGACUU